Molecule: messenger RNA, 987 nt
Organism: Aegilops tauschii subsp. strangulata
Lineage: Eukaryota; Viridiplantae; Streptophyta; Magnoliopsida; Poales; Poaceae
Source: RefSeq, a predicted model, not a curated record
AUGACUCCGGCGGCCUCUAACGACUACCUCACUUUACAAAGCAAGCUAAGGGCUACGGCACGAAGUCUACAAAAGUGGAGUGAUCGUUGGAUUGGCAACGUGAAGCUUCAAAUUGCCAUUGCCAUAGAGGUCAUUAAGCAGCUGGAUAUUGCUAUGGAGGCAAGGACUCUAUCGGAUGCAGAGAGGGAUUUGCGCAAGUGUUUAAAGAGGAAGCUUUUGGGUUUGAGCUCGUUGGAGCGAACAAUUGCUAGGCAGAGGUCUAGAAUGUUGCAACUACGGGAGGGCGACGGGAACACGAGGUUGUUCCAUCAACAAGCAAGUCAUAGGCAAAGAAAGAAUGUCUUGAGGAUGGUCAAGUACAACGAUCAACUAUACUCCGGCCAGGAUGAGGUGGCUUCGGCGGUGGAUGCUUAUUUUGGUGCGGCAUUCAGGAGUGCAUGCCCUUGUGGAUUUGCGCUCAACCUGGAAGAGCUGGGCCUUCCACGCCUAAACCUAGCGCAUCUUGAGCGGCCGUUUAUGGAGGAGGAGGUGGAAGGAGUGAUCAAGUCGAUGCCUCGGGAUAAAGCGCCGGGUCCUGAUGGUUUUACGGGCAGAUUCUAUGCUACUUGCUGGAGUAUAAUCAAGGAGGAUUUCAUGAGAGCGAUGGGCUGCUUCUACAAUGGUGACAUGAGGGGUUUGGCGGCCAUCAACAAGUCCUUGGUCUCUCUUUUACCCAAGAAAGAUGGUGCCCUGGAGGACCGCUGGCUUGACGGCAGCAGGAUUCAGGAGGUUGCACCGCUCCUCUACAGCUUGGUUCCAAAGCGCAUCAGAGACUCCCGGUUAGUUGCACCGGCGGUGGAGAAUGGGAGUUGGGCAUUGGACGUUGGCCCGGGCAUUGGACCUGCUGUGUUGCACGAGUUCUUUUUGGUAUGGCAACUAGUCUCAGCUUGGGAGCCCAUGGUGGAUGUGCCUGACAGGGUGGUUUGGUCGUGGGAGGCCACCGGAUAG